AUGGAUGCAGAAGAAACCCGUUCUUCAACUUCCUCUCCAUCUCAAUCUCCGACUCAGAAUAUGAAAACAGAAAACCAACCAGCACCCCAAGACAAAGAAGAAGAAGAAGAAAAGAAAAGAAAUAGCAUCUCAGAAACACCACCCGCUAUCAAGUCUUAUUCACCUCCUCUGUUCCAGUCCCCAUCUCCACCAUCCGAUUCUCUAACAACACACUCAACCCAUCAAGCCUACCACACUCAUGAGUUCAGAGUCACACCUUCAGACACCAAGCCGGCAUCGCCACCGGCCGUGCCGGCCCAGUCUUUCAAGGUCGAGCCCAAGGUCGUGGAUCCCAAACCACAAGUUGGGUUUUCUGGGCUCGCAGAGGUUCAAGAAGAAAGUGGUGGUGCUACUGCUACUGGUACUAAUGGUGGUGGUGUAAAGAUGCGAAUUUUGAGAGCCAACUUAUCGAUAUUGAACAGGUCGAGGAGGGAGAACAUGGUGAGGAGGGCUUUGCUUGGAUUUAGGAUUUCUGGGUUUGUGUUCUGCUUGAUCUCUUUCUCGAUUAUGGCGGCUGACAAGAACCAGGGUUGGGCUUUAGAUUCCUACUAUCGGUACAAGGAAUUCAGGUACUGCUUGGCAGUGAAUGUGAUAGGAUUUGUGUAUUCAGGGCUGCAAACCUAUGACUUAACCUAUUUCUUCACCAGCGGAAAACAUGUAAUGCAGCUUCAUCUCCGCCAUUACUUUGAUUUCUUGAUGGAUCAGAUUUUGACAUACCUUUUGAUAUCGGCAUCUUCAUCCGCUGCAAUUCGGGCUGACGACUGGGAGUCGAAUUGGGGCAAAGACAAGUUCCCAGAUAUGGCUCGUGCGGCUGUAGCAUUGUCCUUCCUUGCCUUUCUUGCCUUUGCCUCCAGCUCCCUCAUCUCUGUAACUCCUAACAGAUACCUGCAUAAUAGGAAAGAGAGAGGAUCACAGUUAACCCAAUCUAUCCUGGCAAUGUUGGAUCCAAAAAGAAAAAUGGAGUGGCCAAUGGGCUUGGUUCUGCAAGACUCGCAGAAUGGAACAUAUGGGCAUGUGUAUAUAUGGACAAUGAGAGAGAUGAUAUAUGCUGACAAUUGGGCUGGAUAUUAA
This is a messenger RNA of Prunus armeniaca (apricot), 1110 nucleotides long. The record is from the annotation of a GenBank genome assembly. NCBI's taxonomy places the organism in Eukaryota, Viridiplantae, Streptophyta, Magnoliopsida, Rosales, Rosaceae.